UCUGUUCCGGGUUUCUUCAGUCAGCUGACUGACUGAAGCCACUUCCCUUCUUUAUCUCGAACAGAACAGGACAGUGAUCAUGCGUGGACUCAUCUGUGGACCCAAAUGCGCCGCGUGUGGACUCGUCCUGAGUGUGUGGGGAGUUAUAAUGUUGUCAUUGUUGGGGAUAUUCUUCACCACACACUCAGCUGUGCUCAUUGAAGAUGUGCCUGUGAAAAAGGAUGAUAUCCACCAAGAUGCAAACCCACCUCACAGGAUUUAUGACCUGUAUAACAAAGUAGGCAACAACUGCUUCAUAGCAGCAGCUAUCUAUUUGGUCGUUGGAGCCUUCUCCUGCUGCCAGAUGAGACUUAACAAGCAGAAGGCUUACCUGGUGAACUAGUGCCAUCUGGUGGACUGACAAGCUCACAUGGAUGGAGGAUGGUAUUUGGAUCCCUGCCAUAUUGUCUCAGGGUUUAAUCACAAGCAUCAGGAAAAAAAAAGGACACUUCAAAUUGUGUAAUUAAGAUGAGAGUAACUCUACUACCAAUCACAAGCACUUGAAUGAAAUGACUGCCAAAGAAAACCUACUUGAUUUCAAUAAAUGAUAAUAUUUAA
Messenger RNA from Solea solea (common sole), 597 nucleotides. RefSeq names its product ribonuclease kappa-A-like. The record is from RefSeq and is a predicted model, not a curated record. The coding region runs from base 80 to 382 and encodes 100 amino acids. The transcript has 4 exons. Gene Ontology annotation, molecular function: RNA endonuclease activity. NCBI's taxonomy places the organism in Eukaryota, Metazoa, Chordata, Actinopteri, Pleuronectiformes, Soleidae.